UGGGUAAAUGCGAGCCGCGCGCCUGUUUGGCGAUCGCGAAGCGAAGGCGAAGGUAGCAAACAUGGAGUCUGAAAACGAGAGUGAUGUUUCUCUGUCUGGGGGAGAUUCUGACGAACAUGUAAGCGGUAGCGACGACGAGUUAAUGCUGGAUGAUGACCUAUACUCUACGGACCCAAUGCCUCUGGAACCCGCCGACCAUGCACGAGAUGUGGCUGCGGCUAACCCGCGGGAUGACAUUUUCAGGUGUCUGUGUGGAGUCUGCGACCCACAGGAGCCCGACGAGCGCCUGUGUUGCCAUUCUGUUGCCAGGGUGGUAGAAAUGUGCAACAGUGCCGCCGUGCAGUGCAUAACACAACACCCAUUACUCAGGGACAUCUGCCUCCGUAGGGAGCUUCUAGUGGUGUACGCGCCUCAAUUCUGCCGCUAUGAUCGACAUUUUAGGCGACUCAAUCCCCAGGACCACAGCUGCCUGAGGUUCACGGCAUACUCGUCAUUCACGAGAUGGGUCUGGGGAUACCUUCGUCCAAGGAACAGACGACAGGUUCCUGGAUGCGUUGUCCGAGCCAUCAGGAGGGAGCUCCCAUCUACGUCCUAUCAAGGCUAUCAGCGUUAGGACCAUCGAAGCAAGGGUGUCUUGACAAGAGAGACAAGCUGGUGCAUACUGAUGGCUGGAACUGGAGAUAUGUAGUGGCAAGACAAAAAUUUUGCUGACAUAGGCACACUUUGUGUAAAUGAGCCCUUGGUCAUCCCCCUUGCCUCCCAUCAGAGGUUUAGGAGGAUGCUAUUGG
This is a messenger RNA of Ornithodoros turicata, 788 nucleotides long. RefSeq lists its product as uncharacterized. NCBI's taxonomy places the organism in Eukaryota, Metazoa, Arthropoda, Arachnida, Ixodida, Argasidae. Bases 8 to 613 code for a protein of 201 amino acids. The record is from RefSeq and is a predicted model, not a curated record. The transcript has 3 exons.